Paralichthys olivaceus (Japanese flounder) is the source of this 1007-nucleotide messenger RNA. The record is from RefSeq and is a predicted model, not a curated record. Lineage: Eukaryota; Metazoa; Chordata; Actinopteri; Pleuronectiformes; Paralichthyidae.
CUCUCUCUGUGUCCCUGCAGGAGUAAGUCCUUCGUGUUCUGUGCUCUUUACGCCGCCCUGGUGUUGGUGGGGCAGAACUACAUGAGGCCUCGUCCCAGACUGAACCUGCGGCUGCCGCUCGUCCUCUGGUCGCUCAGCCUCGCUCUCUUCAGCAUCAUCGGUGCGGUCCGUACCGGUUCCUACAUGUACCACAUCCUGAGCUGCAGUGGUUUCAGGAGUUCCAUCUGUGAUCAGAGUUUCUACAGCGGACCGGUCAGCAGGUUCUGGGCGUACGCCUUCGUCCUCAGCAAAGCUCCGGAGCUCGGCGACACAGCGUUCGUCGUGCUCAGGAAGCAGAAGCUGCUCUUCCUCCACUGGUAUCACCACAUCACCGUGCUGCUGUACUCGUGGUACUCUUACAAAGACAUGGUGGCCGGCGGCGGCUGGUUCAUGACGAUGAACUACACCGUGCACGCGCUCAUGUACAGCUACUACGCGGUGCGCGCCGCCGGCCUGCGCGUGCCGCGGCCCUUCGCCGUGCUCAUCACCAGCGCUCAGAUGGCUCAGAUGGCGAUGGGGCUGACGGUGUGCGGGCUGGUGUACGGCUGGAUGCAGCAGGGCGACUGCCACUCACACGUCAACAACAUCGUGUGGGCGUCGCUCAUGUACCUCAGCUACCUGCUGCUCUUCUCCAACUUCUUCUACCACACCUACCUGCGCCGCCACGCCCCCACCAAGACUGAGUAGGAGGGGCCUGGAGGCAGGACACGAGUGACGUCAGAUGAACAAACGUGAGGAAACACGAGGCCACGUGUCAUCAACAUGACAUCAUCAUGUUCGUUCUCUGAUCGAUCAGCCAAACACUGUUUUGAACAAUCGCAUAAAACAACAGUUUUAUUUUGAGUUUUAAAGAAUUGAUCAAAAAUCUAUAAAUUAGACCAAUGAAGGCAUCUGAUUGGCUGCUGGACGAGUUCACGACGUCUCCUCUGUAUUAUUGUGCUCAUGUAGCUCAUGUUGCUCAUGUUGCU